CGUCAAAUGCUGUCACAAUCCAAAGACGACCCUGCCGGACGGACUUGUAGCCAGACUUGUAGCCAAGAUGAUUGGGUUGGGACAUGAGGCGAUGGAUGAUUCGGCCUCAUCCACCGUGAGCGCUGAGCAUGGAGCGCGCUGCCACCUAUUUCCGUGCAGGACUCGAUCCCGAACAAAACGUUACGCCUCGUUUGCGUUCUCAACUGCGUCUCCCCAUCAAACCGACUUUCCCCUUCCGCAAUGCGUCCUCUGAAUCCCCUUCGCCAGUUUCAGCUCCGACCGCCCACGACAAAAAUCACCCGACCUCGCCUCCCAAGCCUCCCUCGGCACACCCUCCCACACCACCGCCCCCAAUCAACCUCCUCAACCAUCCCCGCCCUAAUCUCAUCCUACCCCCACCUCCCCAGCACCUCCCCCCCGCGCCUCGCCCCACCCACCCUUCUCUCCCGCCUCACAACCCCGUACUUCCGCACGCUCGCACUCGCCCGGCUCCGCAAACUCCUCCCGCAAUACACCGCCCCCGGCGCCCUCGAAACGGAUAUCGCGGAAUCAAUUACCAAGUUUUACGCCAACCUGGGGGAUGCGGAUGUCGCGGGUGACGAGGAGGGGUUGAGGCGGGUGAUGACGCGCACACUGGCGGGGCAGUAUGCGGGUGCAUUCCGCAGUUUACGAUCCCACGGUCUACAUGUAGCAUACACGCUCCCCGGCCCAACAAAACACCUGAACGUGGAGGUCACAUCCGUGCACUUCACCUACGGGCCGUACCCCCCGCCCUCGACACACACGACGCAGGAUUGGUCGCGCGUGCUGCGGGUCGUUGUACCGCAUGCGGAUGGGGUGUUUACGACACAUGCGAGGCAGAAGAUGGUUUUGGAGGCUGCGAUGCGCGCGGGGGUGUACAUCCACGUUGACGUCGGGGUUACUGAUCCUGUUGUCUUUGUUGUUGUUGAUGGGGCCGGGAGGGAGGUGUUGAGGGAUGCGAGACAGGGGGUGGGGGUCAGGGUUGUGAGUCCGUGGUUGAGGGGUGGGGAGGAGAAGGAAGGGGGGUGGAGGUGGAGGGUGGCGGAUGUGGAUGGGUUGGUGGAGACGGUUGUGAAGACGGGGGAUGUGGGGGAGACGGUUGAUGGGAAAUUUUGGGAGGGGAGGGAGGUCUGAAGGGGAGAAUUUGGGCGCAUGAGAGAUGUGCAGGGGGGUGGUGAUAGAGUAGGUAGGUAGAUAGAGCGGGCAGCUCUAGAAGCAAGACCGGCGUAUAAAUCAGACAGCAAACCCUCCCGUUUCUCUGAGACUCCCCAAUGAUGAUCGCAUUCGGAAUACCGGACCUACGCCACAAUGGUACUUUAUGCUCUUAAAUAAUGAUGAUGAUAGGAUUAUGCAAGCGUGGGUGUGUCUAGAAUUGGAAACUAAUCCUGACGCUACGCUGCUUUACACCUCCUUCAGUGCCCACCCCCUGCCCCCCCUCUACCCAACCCUUACUCAAAAACCCCCUCAG
Molecule: messenger RNA, 1489 nt
Organism: Fimicolochytrium jonesii
Lineage: Eukaryota; Fungi; Chytridiomycota; Chytridiomycetes; Spizellomycetales; Powellomycetaceae
Exons: 1
Coding region: 241-1155 (304 amino acids)
Source: RefSeq, a predicted model, not a curated record